ACGCCGGCGAGGACCCUGGCUGUAGCGUUGCUGGGCAAAGCUAAGUUGGGACGCAGGGCCUAGGCAGAAGGGAGCGCGGCGACGCCGAAGGAGGCGCACUGUUCUCGUCGUCGACUCGCCGCGCCUCUGGCCCGCAAUGGGGCUGGACAUGGACCCGCUGCUGCACGCCUUGAGUUACUUCAGGCGGAGGAAGUUCCAGCUCUGCUCGGAUCUCUGCUCCCAGCUGCUGGAAAAGGAGCCCGGCGACCAGGUCAAGUCGGGUAGAGCCGGGGUGUGGGCGUGUGGGGUGCUGGGUCCCCGGGGGGAAAGGACGUAAAAUGGGGCCACGGGCAGGCAGAUUUAAAAGAUAAAAAUGGCUCUUUGUGCAUUUGGAGGUCCCCUCCCUUACCGUGCACACGCGCCGGCAUUUUGCAUAGCAGUGGAAGACUGCCUGUUGCCAUAGCUGUCAACUUUCGGAUUUGAAAAUAAGGGAUCAGCAGCCUCACCUGUCCCGGAGACAGUCUACGGGAUAUCUAACAAUCCGGGAUAGCAGCGGGAAACGGCGCUGAAAUAAGGGAAUUUCCCGCAAAAAAAGGGAAGGUUGACAGCUAUGCCUGUUGCACUUCUUGCUCUUGUUUGUUUGUUUGUGUACGUCAGCAAUAUGCACACCUUGACAAGAAGACUCCAGGCACCAGAUACAAAGAGCUUUCUUUGCUCCAUGGUGUCAUGAAUGAUGCGGUUCCACUUGUAGGCUGAAACUUAGACAAGGGAUUUUAAACACAUUUUAUGGCUUAGUUGCCUGACUAAUGCUGGAAUGUCUUGUCAGCUAACAGCAGCAGUUCACAAAACCUUUUUUAAAAAGUGUAUGAUUAUCCUCUCUGUACUUUUAUGCAUUUUAUUUCCAUCUGACCUCCCUUUUUUACACACACACACACACACACACAUUCCUCCACCCAAGCAUUUUGUGCAUGUACCUGCAACUCUGGAUAAUGAACAGUUGAAGUUCACAGAAGUUUGUGCCAUAAUAAAUUUGUUGAUCUUUAAGGUGCCACAGGGUUGUUUGUAGUGAUACAAUACGAUACGAUAUCUUUAUUGUCAUUGUCCCAUACAGAACGAUGAAAUUGAAAAAUCUACCUAAGACAUUCAAAAACCCCUAAAAACUCUGAAACCCCAUUUUAAAAUACAGUAUACUCCUAUAGAGACUCCUUCUACUGCGUUUAAAACCAGAAUUGCAUUUGGGUAGAAAGUGUUUCUCAGGUGGCUGGUCCUAGUCUUUAUAACCCUGUACCUUCUUCCAGAAGGCAGAAGCUUUAUAACAAAAGUGGUUAGUUUUGAAAUAGGGUAAAAGAAAAGGAGGGCAUGGAAAUGGAAGCUUCUUUCUUUUCAUCCAAGCUCAUGAUUUCCUAUUAGUUAUUAACAUGAUUAUUUACAAGUUCUUUAGCAACAACUGUGUCAGUCUCUUCCCAUGCAUCUUUUAAAUAAGUAGACUGAACCUCUUUGACAAAGCAAACUUCGAAAUACUGGAGAAUGGAAAAGACCACAAAAACCUGAGACAAACUGGUUCUCUUUAUAAUCUAUAAAAUAAGUAAUUUGUAAGAUUUUAUUUAGAACAAACUGCACCCAAACUACCUAGUAUCCUUUGAUAAUUACUUUUAGUACAGGAUAACCUUUGACAUAGUUCUGCAUAGAGUACUUUCUUCCCAACUAUGUUUGAGAAUUAUGCUUUAGAAGGUGCUCUUGUAAGAUGAGCAGAGAACUUUCUUAAGAAAGCAAUACAAGAUUAAAUACUUUAUGGUAUGAUGUUACAUUGAAAAGAAAUAUUCAGUAGCAUUCAGAAAGGCUCUACUCUUGAUCUGGUUUUGGAGGGAAUAAUUUCAGUAAUUAUUUGGGUGAAGGAGACUGUUCACUUAUUAGAUUUGCUGGCAUUGUAAACUAGAAAAAUCGGCAAGUAUAUCAGAUGAUAAUUUAAAAUGCAUUCCUAACCCCACUGAUGAGAGAAAGUCACAUUGAAUUUAAUAGGGCUCAUCUCUGAUUAAACAUGGUUAAAUUGGAAGGUUAGUUUGAGAGAAUUCAAAAGAGAAAUGUAAAAUGUUAGCCAUGAGAACAACGAACAAAGUCUACAUACACCAUGGGAGAUGUUCUAGCUAGGCAAUAGCGCUUGAAGACUUGAAGAGAGAAUUAUUGUUGAACAUGAGCCAACAAGGUACAUCUGGAAUGUAAGAGAGAACGACAAUAAGUACCACUUCAGGCUAUAUUAUCAUAAGCAUUACUUCCAAGAUUUAGGUAGCAGCAGUGCCACUAUUUUCAUUACUAAUAUAAUUUGGUGUGUUGUGGUUUAUAGUGUGCUCACAGUUCAAGAAAGGUAUCAACAAGAUGGGAAGGAUUCAGAUAGAGGAGUGAGGAUAUUUUAAUUUAUUUUGAAUACAUUGCCUAAAAGUCUGACAUUGUGACAGCUAAGGAAGGGCUUUUGUAUUGUAAUCCAUCACCCCACAUCUAUCAGUGAAAGUCACACAGCAUGUGCAGGAGUGGUCAAGUCUUGCCCAUUUAACAGUGUCCCAAGUUGAACAUUGAUUGUUUUUGUUCCAGGGAAAUUGAUGGGGACAACUCUGAGGACCAAGCCAGACCUUAACUGCAUUAUGUCUAUGUGUGACAGCAGUGAACCCAGGAACUGGUUUUAUAUGACACAAACACAAUGGUUUAAUUCGGACAAUCCUUCCAACUAUAGGUUUAGAUCUAGAUAUGCCCUUCCAUGAACCAAAGGACUCCUCCUGUUCCUGGAAGGAACUCUGAUCCAGCAUAAACUCUUAAUUGUGUGGAAAAGGGGAGGCAAUUUUAAUUGAUUUCUCAUUACCCUGUCAGACCCCAGCACCACCUCCCAGCUGUUCCAGGUGGUUCCCAAAUCAUUUGUAUCAGUUUUACAGGGAGGAAUGGAUGAAAAUGACCUUCAGUGGGAAUGUCGCAUGAGUGAAACUACACUCAUGGGAAGUCUAGAUCCAGCCCAUAGUUUGGAGAUUCAUGAAAAAGCCACAGUAAACUUAGGCCUUGUGUAUUCCAACCUUCACAUCACAGGAGGAGAUUAGAAGCUUUCUGCUUCUAUAUUUUGCCAAAGUGAAGUAUAAACAAACCAUAGUUUCCAGUCCUACCAGAGCUGUAGGAUGUUCUGAACUGAGACAUAAAUUAAUCUCAGGGCAGGUGAUGGUAGAUUUAAAACACAGAUUUUAAACCUGUUAAAAUUUGGUUAAAGCAACUAAAAGACCACAUGCUAAAAGCCUCAGUUGCCUAUUUGCUUAACUUAAAUACUAUCUCACAUGCUUUCCAUUGUGAUCUGGCAGAUCUUUAGGAAGCGACAGCUCUAAAGUUUUGGUACAAAUUACUUAGAAAAGCUCAGAAUUCUAGUUUUCUCUAUUUAAUGAGCCAACUUUAACCUCAAGAAGGUAGACACAACUCGUAAAUUAUAUUGGAACAGGAUAGAAGUGGUUUCUUGUGUAUUCUGGGUGAAAGUUGUUGUGUUCUUGAGAGAUCAAAGAACAAUUGUAACUCAGUGUAGAAUCUGGGACACUGCUGUAAGAUGCUCCCAGCAUUCUCUCAGCCAUAUAAUAUGACAUGAUGCAUGUAGAAUCAGAUCUGCAGACUCGUUGCAAGAUUUGUAAUACAAUGAGCACUGAAACGAUGCCCAGGAUAAAGGUUUAAUGCUAUAUAUUGGCAUUUUAAAAUAUAGCAAAUAAACCUGGGCUGCAUGUAGGGAUUCACCUUAAGAAAAAGCUGAAAGAGCAAACAAAUAAAAGUUAUUUAGCCCUUCAGGACUUAAUGGGAAGUACAGUACUGGUGUAUAAUUCAGUUUCAUCACCAUAAUUUAAAGUAAUUACUUUAUAUGCACCAGGAUCAAAUAUAUAUGCUUCAUUGAAGAUAGAGUGGGACAUGGGUUUAUCUUUAUGACAUAGUUUUGUUCAUAAGAAUUUUAUUUUAUUUUAUAUUUCAUAAAAUAUAUAUACUAUUUAAUUGUAGAAAAAUCUCAAAGCGGUUUGCAAAAGGAUAGAACAAUAAAAUAAUCACUAAAAUAAAACACAACCAUGAUUUAAAACAGGUUCAAACCGCAGUAAAAUAGACUAAAACAAAUUAACACUACAGAGUUUUGAAACAUCUGGGAAGGCUUGUCUAAAGAAUGUCUUCAGCAGGGCACUGAAAGGAAUAUAGUGAAUAAAUAUUUAUUUAUUUAAGACAUUUUUAUACAGCUUAAUUAGUCACAUUUCUAUGUGGUGUACAUAGAAACAACCCACAGUAAAUGGGACAAUGAAAGGAUAACAAUUUGCAAAACUUAAACACUACCUUAAAAUUCCUACUGGAACAGGAGAGUCUUAGUCGUGUACCUCAAGUUCAGCAAGGAGGGUGCCUGUCUAAUCAAUUAAUCUAUCUAGUGUCUUGAUGUCAUCUCUCGUGUGUGUGUGUGUGUGUGUGUGUGUGUAUAUAUAUAUAUAUAUAUAUUCCGUAUAUAUCACAAACCUUAUUUAUUGUAUUGAUACUACAUAAACUUGACCUUUUGUAAACAGCCUUUUAUUUAAAACUGUUGAGUUAAAAAUGGCAUGGCAGAAAACAUAACUAUUGUGAUACCAUGCUGGUCUCACAGGCCAUAUGCCCCAUUUUAAGUGCAAUGCAUUGUACUGUAAGUCGCAAGAUCUGAUUGUUAAGUGAUUAUUUGACAGACACAGACAAACUGGGGGGUAGGAGAAUUUUUCAUGUAGUAAUGUGUCCAUGGGUCUAAUCUACAAAAUGUACAGUUUAAAACAGCAGCAGCAUUAACUUGCUACCAGAAUAAUCAGUAUUGGAGAUUAAAAAUUAAAGCUGCAAUCCUACACUUAAUAGGGAGUGCAACACAUGUGAUCCUAUACACACUUAACAUGUGAUCCUAUACACACUUAACAGAGAGUGCUCCAUUGAAUUUAAUGGGACUUACUUACAAGUGGACAUGCCUAGGAUUAUGUUGUCAUUGAAACUUCAAGUAAAUGUACAUCACUUUAAACAAGCAUUUGAGAGAGGAACUAACUGCAGUCUUGUGCUUGUCUGCUGAAAAGUAAGUCCCCUUGAUUUUAGUGGGGCUUACUCCCAGACAAGUGGAUACAGGAUUGCAGUCUGUCAGAUUCUGCUGCUGGAAAUAACCUUUCAUCAUCAACCAUAGGAAAAAUAUGUAUAUUGGGUUUCUUUGUUUUAUAGCAGGAACAUGCUUCUGUGCUGCUGUUGUGGUUGAUCAUCCUGAUUAGUUGCCUAAUCUGAUUAUUGUUCUUUGUGUACCAUAUGUCAAUUUGAAGGCAAGGAACUAACACCAGUUUAUAGUAUUGGUUGACAUGAGAAAAGCAAUUGUCAACUGUUGUUGAACUGUAUAAUAAUUAUAUAAUGUGUGCAAUAAAAUACAUAUAGUAUUUUGUUGCUGGUGCUUAAUGUUCCAUGUUCAUUAAUUUCUUACUGCUGCCUCAUACAUGUUUCAUCAUUGAUGCAAAUUCUGUGCCUUCUGGAUCAGUGGUGAAAUAAUAAGAGAUGGAGUGGUGAUGAAAACUUCUCAAAAUAUUUGCUAAUGAAAAAUAAAUGUCUAAAUUCACAUCAUAGAAUCAUAGAAUCAUAGAGUUGGAAGAGACCACAAGGGCCAUCGAGUCCAACCCCCUGCCAAGCAGGAAACACCAUCAGAGCACUCCUGACAUAUGGUUGUCAAGCCUCUGCUUAAAGACCUCCAAAGAAGGAGACUCCACCACACUCCUUGGCAGCAAAUUCCACUGUCGAACAGCUCUUACUGUCAGGAAGUUCUUCCUAAUGUUUAGGUGGAAUCUUCUUUCUUGUAGUUUGGAUCCAUUGCUCCGUGUCCGCUUCUCUGGAGCAUCAGAAAACAACCUUUCUCCCUCCUCUAUGUGACAUCCUUUUAUAGUAUAGUAUAAUACAUCAGAGUAUAGUAUAAUAACUAAUAGCUAAUGCUAAUGCUAAUAAGGAUAUCCCUUAUUAUAAUUUCAACUCUCCAGAUGACUUUAGGCACACCGCUUGGUUUCAUAGUCCCCUCUAGAAUAUGAGAAUAAGAGUUGUGGGAAGGGACAUGUUCUCCUUUCACCUCUGAGGAGAAGCCACAACAAUCACUAGCAAAGCCAUGGAGCUUGAGAUUAUGAGCAGAAACACCAGCCUGGUGAACGUGGCUGUGGUUCCUCACCUCACCAUGGUCCUGCUGUCCAUCAGCACGUCCAGCAUGGUGUAGUGGUUAAGAGUAGUGGACUCGUAAUCUGGUGAACCGGGUUCGCUUCCCCACUUCUCCACAUGCAGCUGCUGGGUGACCUUGGGCUAGUCACACUUCUCUGAAGUCUCUCAGCCCUACUCACCUCACAGAGUGUUUGUUGUGGGGGAGGAAGGGAAAGGAGAUUGUUAGCCUCUUUGAGACUCCUUACGGUAGUGAUAAAGCGGGAUAUCAAAUCCAGACUCCUUCUCCUCCUCCUUCUUUGAACGAUUCUUCAUAUAUGAAGUCAUCUCCAUCAAGUACACCCAGGACUGCUAAUCUCAAGGAACUGCUAAUCUCAAGUGGCUUCACUCUUUAAGGGCCUAGUUUAGCUGAAGGCUUGUCUCACCCCAAAUGUAUCCACUUGACUGCUUCGAUUUGUGGAAGUGUACUGCCACAUAAUGUUCAUUCUGCUCUUAAAAUGAAUUGAUUGUUUAAUGUGGCUGUACUCCCUGCUCAUUAAUAUGAGAUAGGCACCUUAGUUGUGUUGCUUUCAGCUCAUGCUAAAGGCUUUUUUGUUUGUUUCAGUAAGCCUAUUCAGGCAUGCAAUUUUAACAAGUAAUUUUAUUAUGUACAGUUUAUUUUGAGUUGCUGAUUUUAUUUAUAUUUGGUUUACAUUUGUUACAUUUGCAGAUGUUAGGUUUAACUUUUUUAGUGUUCAUUUUCACCACUAUUUUAAAGGAAUGUUUUAUAUUUUUCUUUGUGAACUGCUUAGAGUAAGCGAUACAUAGGUUUUGUUAAAUAAAUAAAAUAGUUUAUUUAUAAAUGGAGUUCAUUGGGACUUACAGGGGCAGCUUUACUUACUUAGACAUGUUUAUGUAUAUUUUUUCACACAUGUUUAGCUGAAAUGUUGAUUUCAAGGAAGUUGAGGGUGGGACGCAACCCAAAACGUAAUCCAAGCUCUGUAUAUAUCUUUUCCAGACUGUGAAUUGCAUAAAAUUGUCCAUAAAAUCUGAAAUAAGUAAUAUUUAAAAUUUUGUUCUCUUAAUCCUAGCAGCAGAUGGGAUGGGAAGGGGCCUCGUUGUGUGGUAUUGAUGCCAGCCAGAUGGUGUGAAUAAGGGCUUUGGCACUGCCAUCUCCUGCCAAGCUACUGGAAAAUAGGAGUUUAACUUAAACUACACUCUGGGGAUUGUUGUCUGUAGUUUCUUACUUCUGACUGCUUAAUGCUUAUAGAAGCCUUUUUCCAUAAGCCUGUGUAAAACGUAAAAUGUAGGACUAUAGAAGGACAUACUUCUCAGGCUACCAACAUAGUCCCCAUGGGCACUACAGCAUCCACCGAUCCUCCCUUCGUGCCCACCAAGACCAACACCCACCCCAAUUUUGUUGUUGUUGUUGUUAAAAAACCUGAAAUGGAGGAGUUUUAAAAACUUACCGUGGUGGUUUGUUUAGGAAGGUUGUCUGUUUCUCCCCCUUUUUUUCAUUUAGUUUAGGCUGUACAUAAACGUUUUUCUGUUAGUGGAGAUUCUGAGCCUUGCCAUUUUUCUUCUGUAAAACAGGUAUUUUGUGAUCUCCAUAAAAGUUUAUUAGAUUUCUAAAGGAGCACACAGUACCAAAAAGCUUGGGGACACUUGGCAUACUGAGAGCUUUGUUCAGUGGUUGCUAGAAUGAGCAAGAGGAGUGUCUAUAGGUGCUGGCCUGUUACAAUCAAGACUGUUGUUUUUGCUGUAUCGGCUUUAACUUAUGGCAUAAUGAACUGGAGUCCAUUAUCAUCAGAUGCAAAAAUGGUAUCCUGACUUGCUGGUAUGUGUGAACCUGGGAGAGGGGAUUGUAAACAAUAUGGUCUGAGGGAAAUGAAAUAAAGUACAGACAGUGACAAAAGCUUAAUGGUGAAAGACUAUUGUUGAAAACACAAACAUUCUGACAUUGAUAAGCUAAUAAACUCAUAGAAGAUGAUGCAAAACCCAUUAUCCCAAUUUAAGCCACAGGUGAUAAGAGUUGAAUCUAUAAGAUAAAUUGUUAUGCAGAGCAUCCUGGGAGUUCAAAUGUAUUCAUAUUCAGAGCUGCUAAAAUGAUCAACUCAAUUUGUUUGCUAUGGGAAAAGACAGAGUAGAUAUAUUCAUGUCACAAGUCGCCUCAGAUAUUUUGUAGGAGGCAAGAUAUAAAUUGUUAAAGAGGCACACAAUUAUGUCCAUUUUUCUCAACAACAAAAAAUGUCAUUCAAACCAAAAACCUAAAUUUCUCCUUGAUUUAAUUAGUUGCUAAAAAGAUUUGGUAGCAGAGUUCUUCAUAGCUUCAAUAGGGCAUCAGAUAUAUGGAAAGUUCUCUUGACUACUUGUUCCUUCUCUUCAGUAGCCAAUUGUUAGGAGAAAUCCAUAAGCAUUCAAGGGACUUAACCUAGCAUUCAACUAAUCUAGUAUUAUGAAAGAGAUAGAAAAACCUCUCACCUCUUCCUCCACACUGUGCAUAAAUCCAUACAUCUCUAUCAUGUUCCUGCUGUUCUGCCCCCAUCUAUAGCAUUUCUUCCCCUAAAUUUUGCCAGCUCUACAAUACUUUCUUUGAGGUGCAGCAACCAGAAUGCUACCAGUUUGCAUAACAAUAUUGGCAGUUUUAUUUUCAGCUUGUUUUCCUAACGAUCUUUAACAUGGGAUCUUCCAGACAUUUUACUGUGAUUAUUGCAGCAUGUAGGUUUUUUAAAGUAUGGCUGAGCUGAUUAUAUAACUUUCUCUUUACUUCCAGCUGCUAAACUGCCUUAAAGUACAUUGCUUUUUUUACAUCUUGUUCAUGGAUGCCUUUGCCCUGGAGAUUAAUAUAUGAAACAUUUUUUUUUCCAGGGGGUGGGGUAGUCUGUGUAAGAGAACUGGGGGUUUCUUGAAGCUAUCCCUGUAUUAAUCUAUGGGCAGGCGGCCGCUAGGAAACCUCUUUGGCUAUGAAAAACCCUGGGUUUUCUGUGAUCUGGAAGGUUUCCUUUGAUAUUUGAAAUGCUUGCUUUUCAUCGUUUUUAGCAUAUGUCUGUGGUGAAUAAAAAGCCUGAUAUUUACUUUGAUUGCAAAUCCUAGUCUGAGAAACAGAUGGUGGUCUAUAUUGGUAGUUCCACUUUACCAUUUUAGCUCUUUUCCUUGACUUCAGUUAGCUCAUUAGGUUUUCAUUAAGUGACUGGAAGAAUAUGUAGAGAUGGUGCACAUUUCUCUUCCUUGCCCUCCCAAAAAAGAGAAUUGAGAGUUUUUCAGCCAUUAGGAAGAAGCUACUUUUGGUUCUUGUUCAAUAAACUGACUGGUCUGCACAGAAUACUUUCCUUCAGGUUAUUAGUAAGCGCAAAAAAAUUGUGUCGGUACAGAACUAAAGCAGAGCCAAUCACACAGACAGCAGAAUAUCAGAUCUGUGAUUACUUUUAUUUGGUUUGGGUGUUUUUUUUCCAAAAAGUGCUCCCCGCAAGGCUGAGGAUUAAUUGCAUUUAAAGCGAUAUGUUCUCUGUGCCACAGUCUUCACCUUUUAUCUUGCUAUUCUUCCUUUGCUCACUUCUGCCGACAGACCUAUUCCUGAGUUGCUUCAAUCAUCUGUAUUAUCUGUAUAAUUUGAUAUUGCAUUGUCUUUUUGUAGAUAUUUUGGCUUAUUGAACCUUGGUUCCCCUCUUUAUCAUCUAGGCUGCUUGGUGCUUAAAAAUACGAGCCUUAACAGAAAUGGUUUACGUGGAUGAAAUUGAUGUGGAUCAGGAAGGCAUCGCUGAGAUGAUGCUUGACGAAAAUGCUAUUGCUCAAGUUGCACGUAAGCUAUAUCUAUAGUUCCUUCAAAAUGGCUUGGCCACACAAUGACUCCCUUCCCAGCAUUUCAAAAUUACUUAACAAUUCCCUUAAAUAGUGUAUUGUUCCCACAGACUAUACUGUGGCAUAACUGAACACUUUCAGUUAAUGCAAUUAUAUGAUGUAGUUGCUAUUUUUGUUGUGUUUUUUUAAAAUGAAUAUAACCUCACUGACUGUGGUAGUAGCUGGAGCGCUCUGUCAUGCCCUGUUGAGUUUAGGAUUGCUCUGCAGGAAAACUUUCUGCCUCAUGUUAUUGAGUAGUUAGAAAGGUUAAAAAUAUAAAUGGGAAGAGAAUUAGAGAGGUGAGGUUGAUCUAUUGGUUACAUUAAAUAAUGAUACUUCUUUUUGUUUGUAGGACCUGGUACUUCACUGAAAAUCCCUGGAACUGGUCAGGGUGGAGGUCCUAGCCAAGCUGUGAGGUAUUCAGUUCAUUGAUAAAAUUUAAUUAGUUCAGGUGUCUAUGGACUACAUAUAGUUCACUGUUGCCCUUCACUAGUAAAUGCUGUCCAGCGAGUAGUGUCUCUUAAAUUUUUGAUUUAUCCAUUCCUACACCCUCUGUGGUAGUUCUUCAUACUUUAAGUUGUUCAGUUGCUUCUGUAUUGCUGUUUAUGCAUUUCCUGCCCUCACUGACUCAUAACCACAGACUGGUCAUUGAAUCAGAUGAUUCCUUCACCUCCCGCCCAUCCUGGUCUUCCCUUAUGUAAGUAAACAUGUGAAAGUAUAAUUGUGUUGGAAUGUGAGCAAAAGCAGUGAGAUUUGGAAGAUGCUCAGAGCAUGGAGAACAAGCACACAUGAGGUAUUUAAAUUGUGUGUAUACAUAUAUACAUAUGUGUGUUUAUAUACACACAUACACAUAUACACACACACCUAAAAUAGUACUCUACAACACUUUAAUAACAAAGUAGUUAAAUGGUAUGAGGGGUGUUAUAAAUUGUCUUUCCAAAUAAUCACACGGGGUUUUAUGUUAUGGUUAGUAUUCCUUUAACUGGGAACUAAUUUUCAUGCAAACCCCAAAGAAGUGUUGUAACAGAGUGCAACACGAACUUCAGAAGUUAUUUGCAGAUACAGCCAGUGGCAUGUCUGCUAAGGCAGACACAUGGUGUCUUUCAAUCUGUGGAUCAUUUCAGGCCGGUGACUCAGACAGGAAGACCCCUUACAGGAUUUGUGCGGCCCAGUACACAGGGUGGACGGCCAGGUACAAUUGAACAGGCCAUAAGGACUCCAAGGACAGCUCACACUGCCCGCCCCAUGACUAGCGCCUCAGGGCGAUAUGUCAGGCUUGGAACGGUAAGGAACGAGAAAGAACUGAGCAUGCUAUUAGUAAGUAUAACACACACAGUAUUUGAGACCUUGGAAAUUUGAGGUGCAUAUGUGUGUAUUAAAAUAAGAAAACUUUCAUCUUGCUAGUCCUUGGUGUUUUACCUGGCUACAUUUUCUUCAAUCUCUCCUAUAGUGAUCUAAACACUGUAUUUUCAAAACAUUAGCACAUGUAAUGGAAAAUUUGCAUAUCUUCCUUGGGUAAGAGUGUUAUGUGCUUUAUAUAAGAGCUGCUUUUUAUGAUGCCUUUGAACAUCAUAUUUGAUCAGCUGAUUGUUGGUGGUUGAAGAGAUUGCUAUGCAACUGAAACCCUGACAGUCAGCUGGGACUGCCUACCCUAGGGAGUUCCCUUGCACUCCCUGGUGCAGCUGAGGGGAGAUGGAGGAAGUGGCUUGGAUUCAAAAUGCUUCCUGCAGCCCUAAAAACCCCAAGCUGCUUUCUAAGGAGGCCAAAGAAAGAAAGGCCAAUUUUUAAAGGAACAUCCUUCCCUCACCGAAAGCCGUUUGUAUUCAAAGCAUUCAAGGGAAUGCUUUGAAUACAAAUGAGCAUUAAAAAUAAUAAUUCAGGGGAGCAGUUUGUUUUCAAAGUGCUUCCUAUUGCUUUUAGUAUGAAUUGCUUUUCUGUAUAGAGAGGAAAAAGUUCAAACAAUGGACUUCAAAGGUGCUCCCUAUAACUGAAAAUCAGCUGGUUGUGAGUUACAGAGAGCCUUUUUUUGAAGAUGUACUCAAAAGUAUGUCUUCACAGGAGGUUGCUGUAACUGCUGUUUGGUGAUUGCCUUUGGCACUUGUCAGAGUUCAGUCACCUGAGGACAUUAUGAGGACAUUAUGUCAAUUUGAUCCAUGGCAGGGUGGGGAAGAAUUUGGCAACCAAAUUCAGUUGCCUGCUGUAGUAAGUUUGCAUUGUUUCUUCAGAUAAUGGUUUGCUAGACGGUAUUUUUUGCUGGUGAUUAUUUAAACAUUCAUGUUAAGCAGUUCUGUGGUAUCUUUCCCCCUGCAGGCCUCUAUGCUCACAAAUCCUGAUGGCCCAUUUAUAAACGUGUCUAAACUCAACUUAAAUAAUUAUGCUCAGAAACCAAAGUUGGCAAAGGUGCGUUGUUUGCUUAAACGUAGUAUUCUUAUAUCUUUUAAAAUCCUUGUCAUAUGUAAGCAAAUGUUUAAGAAUGAGGGGCAACUAAUUUCCUGCUGAUUUGGGUGAAAUAGGUAUCUGUUUCUGCAUUGGUUUUUUGUUUAGGCAUAACAUUGCCAAUUAUUUAACAAGGUUAAGCAGUCAGAAGCAGACUGGAGGGUUGCCUGCCCUCUCCAGGCAUGAAUGGAGCACAAAUUUCUACCUUCAAAGAGAAGCAGUUGCAUCAGUAGCAAUGUUAGUAAUUAAACCAGGGUUCUGAGCUAGUUUUGAAUCCUGGUUGACCAGAAACCCUAGUUGAACUUAACUAGGUUUACGCUAGUAGCAACAUUAAUGAGGCAUUUCAAACCAUAGUUUGGUGUUACAAAAAUGAGCAGGCUGUCAUUCUUUCAUCCUUGAAAUUAGAAGUUUCUAUUUAUGGCUUGUGGCAGCCAUCAUCAUUAUUAUUAAUUAAAUUUACAUACCGCUCUAUACCUGGGGCUCUCAUAGCUUGGUGUUGUGUCUGAAGCCAGUAAACUAUGAUAUGCUGCAAACUUCAAUCAGAAACUUUUCAUCUUGGUGCUGAAGGGGAAAAAGGAGCAGCAAACCUGAGACUUGUACCUGCUCAUUCCCUUCAUGCCAAACAAUGUCUGAGUGGCCCCAGUGCUUAACCAGAAUGGGUGUGGUAGAAAGGAACAUGUAGUGCCAGAGUCUGCUAAAGGUUGCUUGGUUGUAGUUAAAUAUUACGCCAGAGGAAGACCAAGUAGCCAAAGACCAGUCAUAGUUAGCCUUGUUUGCUUGGCCAUACAGUGGCAAUAAAGGGUUAAAAGAAUACUUUCUAUUCUUCUGUUGGAAGAGUCUGGUAUUGAAAAGAACCUUUAAGAAUUUAUACCAGAGUUGGGGAGCUUGUGGUUCUCCAGAGGUUGAGACUACAGCUCCAGGGAUCACUGACCAUUGACUGUGCUGACUGGAACUGAUGGGGGCUGUUGUCUAACAACAUAUGGUGGACUGCAGCUUCCAGAUUUACACAAAUAGCCCAUUGAAAACAAAAUUAAUGCUUUCAUUAUAUAUUACACCAGAAAGUACAGUGAUGUUAUAGUUAAGAAUUUUUCAGAGAUGUAGAACCCAUACUUCUAAUCCAAAUGUGAGUAAGCGGUAAUGAGGUGCAAUUUUGUUUUAGGUAAUUUAUAUGGUUAAGAAUAUUUAUACUCUCUUAUUUCUUGCAUUAGCCAGAAAACACCAUUCUAACCGUUUAAUGUAGGCAUUUCCUACAAAAGCCAUAAUUUGAUGAAAGUAGGCCACUUGCUAAGUUGAAAAGAUGAUGAUAACCUUAGCUAAUGGGUUUUUAAGCAUACAUGCAAGACGAUAAAGCAGUGCAAAUCUUUGGCUCAGAGCACAAACUUACAUAUGUGCUGCUGAUCUAAAAAUUCUCGUUGCAUGGGAUUUUUUCAAUUUGAUUUCAGGGUGGUAGCUGUAGUACAUUUGCGCUAUCUCCCUGCUCAUUAAAAUAAAGGUCUUUUUAAAAUGUGUGUUACAUAAUUGAUAUUCGAGGAAGCUAAAAGCCAACAAAAAAGGCAAAUUUGUCCAUUAUCUCCCCAUCCUGAUGCCACCAAGAUGUGUCUCAAUCCCAUUUAAGAUACCAUGCAAAUUUUCAUUGCUCAUACUUUCCCUUUGGGGACUUGAAAAGUGCUGGAAGGCAGGGCAGGGUUAAGUGACUCGCUCAGCAUUGAGGGAAAUGUCAUAAAGGAGCUGGAAGUCACCACUCAUUUGUUUGCUGCUACAGUCUAUUCAGAUCUUUCCCAUUCCCAGAGGGUUUUCCCCUAGAAGAGCCGUGGGACACACUUUCUCAUGUCCCUAUCACAUUUCUUUCACCACUAGGAGAAGUGAAGAACUAAACCAAGACAUCCCGUGUGUCUUGAAAUCAUCCCUUUUCCUGGGAGAGCAACCUCCUGAGGUGAUGCUGGUAUUAGAAGGAUGCUAGGGUUAGAGGCCAUCUUUGAUAUUUCCUGCAGUCUGAUCAUAGCUGUCAACUUUUCCCUUUUCUUGCGAGGAAUCCUAUUCGGAAUAAGGGAAUUUCCCAUAAAAAAAGGGAAACGUUGACCGCUAUGAGUCUGAUGAAAAGAAGCCUUCCACGUUUAAAUGGUGCUCAAUAUUUCAGGAUGGUCAGAGGGGGCCUUGCCUCCAUUUUUGGAGAACAUUUAGGAAGAGUACUAGGGAGGGGGUCAUUAUUCGCAAUUUGGGAGGAGGUUGGUGUCACAUAUACACCCCGUGCCCCAGGUACAUGUGUAGAAGUGUUCAGGGAUCUUUCACUGUCAUCCAGUAUAAUGAAAAACUCCCCUGGUUCAGAUGUAAAAUUAAGAAUACUUCCCUGACAUGUGCUGGCUUUCACAAUGUAAACUCCUUAUUGCAUAAAACAGUUUGUAUAAAAUAUGUUUGUGACUUUUAAACGGACAACUUGAGUGCUUGCUUUGUUUAAUUGCAAAUAGCUUUUGUUCUUUUUCUUCAAUUUGACAGAAUAUUGCAAAUUGUUCUCCUUACAGGCAUUGUUUGAAUACAUUUUUCACCAUGAGAAUGAUGUCAAGAACGUAAGUCUUAUUUAUUUCUAACUUAAAGGGCUCUUUUCAGUUGAAAUGUUACUUUUGAGUAUGAGAUAGAAGUAGAAUUUUCUUCAACUGGUAUACAGGAGUUUUAAGUGGGGCAAAGUUGCAACUUCUGGAAAGGCAAAAGAUAAACUAAACUCACAACUCAAGAAGGCCGCUUGUUUUAAAUUUAUUUAUUGCAUUUAUAUCCCACCUUUCUUCCAAGGAGCACAACGUGGCAUUAACAACAACAACAACAAUAAAAAUACCUUUAUUGUCAAUGUACAGCCUGUGUACAGUGAAAUUAACCAAGCCUCCCCCCGCAAACACUCAAUCUCAUUGCACUCUGUGUGCUUAUCGCACAACACACCACCUCGCAAGUCAGUUGCACUAUGUUAUUUUCCGUUCUCAUCCUCAUUUAAUCCCCACAAUAACCCUGUGAGGUAGGUUUGGCUAAGUGCAUGAUUGGCCCCAAGGUCACCCAGCUUCCUGGGCCUAGAUACAUUCACUCUUUAGUGGCUUUUCUCUAUCAGUACCAUGAGUAUGAAGAUUGUUGCUUAUUUCAGCACCUCCCAUCAUGUGACGUACCAGGUUUUUCACCAGUUACAUCCAUACUUUGAUAAAUUAUUGUUUUCAGAGCAGAAGUAUACUAGCCAUAUAAAUCAUCACAGAAUUCCCUCUAGUUGAGAUAAACAAUGCUUUCAUUUUUGAUAUGUCCAUGUAUGUUCUAUGCACCGUAACAACCCGUUCUGGGCAAGGCGCUUUACACAUAUGCAAGCAACACAAAUGUACUGCUUGUUUGAGGCUUUGUUUCCUCCAGCACUUUUCCCCUCCAAGCUACAAGCUGUCUUUCCAGCUAGAAGGAAUGAAUGAAAGAAAAAAAGCUUGCGUGUAUAUUUGCAGGAAACUGCUGGAGGGGAAAAGAGUCUAAUAAAGAAUGAUGGGCACAUGAGCUGAUGCAUGUGCAUUGCCGAAUUAAGACAGUUUUUCUGGAGUGGAACUUUUCUGCAUCUAAAUGGCUUAGGAAUAGGAGGAGUAUAUGUGAUUUAAAUUAAAACAUUCCAAGUUCCCUUUCUCCAACAAUUAUGUCAGUUUAACCAAGACUGGGAAGAACCAGGGGUCUUAAAUCUUUUAAAGAAUUUCCUUCUUAAUAGAGCCCCCAGCCCCAGAUUUCCCCCUUGAAACUGCUGAUUGUUGAAAAACUGGGUAUGAUACAAAAGCGUGUUAGGGAAAUGCUAUUGCACAUACAGAAUGCACAUUGUGAGAUCUGUGUACGCUUGACAAAGCUCCCCUCUGUGUGGCAGCCAGUGUUUCAAAAUACUGUUCAAUGGUGAAGAAUUUAAUGAUUAGCUGGCUGCUACUGCCUUUUUUACAGCUCUCUAAACUCUACUCCCUCAGUCUCCAGCUUUAUAAGCAGGCUAGUAUGGCUUUGGGGAACUUGCACAUUUUUUUGUAUUAAAUCUGCAAGCCCUGAAAGUGUUGAUCCAAUUAAAAGCAGAUAAUACUUGAGAUGAGGAAGAGUCGUGCUGUAGCACCUUAGCUAUUAAUUACAUUUUUUGGCUUUGAGAGGUUUUUUUAAUGCAUUUAUAAAACACCUCUGUUAAUUCUGCAAGUCCUUAAAACUGAUAAGGUUAUUACUUUCCUUUCUGGUUUUCACCUAAUAGCGCAUUUUAAAAACAGUCAAAACCCAGUAUUUUUCUAUUGUGUUGUAUUCUUUGCUUUAAUCUUUUUUCUUUUAUUUUUUUACACGUUACUAAUCCGUGUGUGUGUGUGUGUUUAAAUCUCAUAAGUGUUUUGUUUUUUAAGGCUUUAGAUUUGGCAGCAUAUGGCACGCAACACGCUCAGUUCAAGGACUGGUGGUGGAAAGUUCAAAUUGGGAAAUGUUAUUACAGGUAAAACAUCUCACCUGUUCUUAAACCUGGGGCUCAGUCCAGUCUGCUCAACCCAGUGGAUGUCCCAGAGAGAGAUCCCCAUAGGGCAGGGAUAGCCAGCAUGGGUAUUGUCGGACUCCAGCUCUCAUCAGCCCCAGUAUGCUUGGCAAAUGAUGAGAGAUGAUUGGAGUUGUAUCCCAGCAACAUCUAGAGGGCACCACAUUGCCUGUCCCUGCCAUAGGACAUAACAGAGGCCUGGUCCACACCUGUAAACCCUUUCCUUAUCCCUGUCCAGCUUUCCCAUCUAUUUAGUUCAAUCCAAGCAGAAGAAGACAGGCUGGGAGUUUCUUGUUCCCCUGCCAUGGGCUAUCUACUUCUUUUGACAGGGUUUAGCAAGAUCAAUUCAAGGGGAGGUGGAGAAGACUAAAAUUUUAAUUUCCAAUGUCCUAUUUCCCCCAUAUUUUUCCACAUUGAUGGUGCUUUUUAAUUUAGAAUAUUUAUAAAAAUGUAAUCUCUCCCCUGCCAUGUUUCUACAGUUUUGUCAUACCUUUUAUUGCAUUUUUCCUCAGACUAGGAUUAUAUCGUGAAGCAGAAACACAAUUUAAAUCCGCUUUGAGACAACAGGAUAUGGUAGAUACAGUACUGUAUUUGGCAAAAGUAAGUUGGACUUUACAAUGAAAAAAUUAAUCAUUUCAGAUUAAAAGUUUGAAACUGUAACCUGGAAGUGCGGUGACAGCAGUGCUGAGGCCCUUGAAUUUGAAUGUUUUCAAAAUAUUAAUAUUUUAACCUUUUUACAGGUUGGUCAAGGAUUUUAUCUGUUCUUGUUAAUAAAAUUGUUUGGCUUUGUUUUCCAGUUACUAAUGCAGUUUUCUAGAUCUCCUUUCUUUUUAGCUGCAUGCAUUUGGUUAGUUUUAAUAACUCUCUAGGCUUAAUAACUCUUAAGCCAUCACUCUUACCGCAAUUCUGGUUUCUGUAAUACUCCUUGGUGCUGCAAGUAGCAAACUUGCACUGAUUUCCUUGUCCAUCACAUGUAUUGUCAUCCCCCUACCCUAUUUAUGCAAAAACCUGCAUAUCUAAUUAGCUAUAUGUACAAUAUUGUGGAUAAAAGCAGAGCUGGCUUUUCGCCUUUAGUGGUGCGCACCACUGAAGGGACAGAACAAUUGAAUUGCUUGCUUAGUUAUGUGUGGCUUCAACUGAAACUUCUCUAGCUGUGUGAAACCCCCAUCUCUCCCUUUCUCCUUUCUCCUCUCCUCCCCCCAAUAUGUUGCUUUUCAGAAUUAACAAGGUACCAUGUAAUCUUCCUUUAUAUGUAAAUCUGUCGCUGAAUGUGUUUAUAUCAAGGGGAGCAAUUAUGGAAAGCUGUUGAAAGAGAAAUGGGUUCGGGUGUUAAAGAACUGAGAAGAAACAAGACAAGCACAAUGCAGACAUUUAAAAAAACUUUUUAAUGCAGGUAUUGCUGGGAUUAAUCCUUUGGGAGCUGCUAUAUAGCCUAUAAACAGACAGAAAUUUACAGUGAAGACUGCUUUAGAUGCAAUAUAAGACUGACGUAUAGAAAUGAGUGUUUCUGAGAGUAGCUUGUUGUGGUUAAACUGCUUAAAAUGACCUCCUUUAUUGGUAAUAUCAAUUUGAGAUGGUCAGAGUCCAGCAUGCCUUUUAAUAAAAAUGAACCUAGCCAAUCUCAUUUAUUCCUUCUCUCCAGGAAGCAAUUACUUCUGUUUGUCAAUAGAAGAGACAGUAGGGAGUAGUUGGCAAAUGAAUGCAGUGAUCCUGGUGUUCUUAUUUCUAUUGCUUUUUAUGAAGACACAUUUUCAAGCUGUUCUGUAUCCUGUUAGUCACAUAAUUCUUGCUGAAGGUGCCUUUUCAAAGGAGACGGUUGUGGUUCAGUGCAAAAUUUGGGAGGAUUUGCUAUUGUAGUCAUAGUAAUUUGUUUCCUCGCAAAAAGAGUUGGGUACUGUUUGUACCACUUUGUGCUCUUGCUUUAUUGCCUAUUUCAUUUAAUGAGAACACCAGUGACAGCUGACUUUCUGUUCUUCUGUAUGCCAUGUCAGCAGUACAUAUUUUAUCAUGUUAUUUCACUGGUAUGCGUGACCUCAACAGGUUUUGCUCUCACAAAACAAUGUAUUUACACUGUGCAGCUUGAAGAAAUUGGUUGGGUAUUGAGUUCACCUGCAUAACAGGUUAUAUGCGUAUUCCUCUAGCUAAAUCUGUUAGGGCCCAAGCAGAGGGAAACUUGGUGUUUUUCCUGGCAGCCUUGAGUUUUUCCCACUAUGUAGGUCUUAACUGAGAAUGGAGCUAUGACUCUCUGGCAUACAACUGAGUUGAGUCCUGGAAAGUGCACAGAGGCAGUUUCCCACCCUUUCAUAUUAUACCUUGAUGCUGCCUUGUUCAGAGACUUUUAUGUAGCACCUAUACCACAAACAGCUACUUGUCAGAUGUUAGAAUCAUUCUAGCCAUUGAUGCAGAUGCACCCAUCAUUUAUUUGCUCAGGUGUAUUCCCGCUUAGACCAGCCUCUGACAGCUUUAAAUGUUUUCAAGCAAGGAUUAGAUCGGUUUCCUGGAGAAGUCUCCCUCAUUUGUGGUAUUGCCAGGAUCCACGAGGUAUGUAAAACAAGUUUCUAUUGUAAACGAAGCAAAGUUACAGGGAACCAGGCAGAGGGCCUUCUCAGUAGUGGCGCCCGCCCUGUGGAACGCCCUCCCAUCAGAUGUCAAAGAAAUAAACAACUAUCUGACUUUUAGAAGACAUCUGAAGGCAGCCCUGUUUAGGGAAGUUUCUAAUGUUUGAAGUUUUAUUCUGUUUUAAUGCUUCGUUGAAAGCCACACAGAGUGGCUGGGGAAACCCAGCCAGAUGGGUGGGGUAUAAAUUAUUAUUAUUAUUAUUAUUAUUAAACAAAGAUAAGUGUUCAGCGUGCCCAUUUUUGUCCUCAAAAAUUCACUGCACUAAUUUCCAGCAUGUUGUAAUGCAAGUCACAUUAUUCAGUGCUUGACGUGGGAAGCUUGAACCAAGCCCACCCAUUGUUGUUGUUGUUGUUGUUGUUGUUUAGUCGUUUAGUCAUGUCCGACUCUUCGUGACCCCAUGGACCAGAGCACGCCAGGCACUUCUGUCUUCCACUGUCUCCCGCAGUUUGGUCAGACUCAUGUUUGUAGCUUCGAGAACACUGUCCAACCAUCUCGUCCUCUGUCGUCCCCUUCUCCUUGUGCCCUCCAUCUUUCCCAACAUCAGGGUCUUUUCCAGGGAGUCUUCUCUUCUCAUGAGGUGGCCAAAGUAUUGGAGCCUCAGCUUCACGAUCUGUCCUUCCAGUGAGCCCUCAGGGCUAAUUUCCUUAAGAAUGGAUGCGUUUGAUCUUCUUGCAGUCCAUGGGACUCUCAAGAGUCUCCUCCAGCACCAUAAUUCAAAAGCAUCAAUUCUUCGGCGAUCAGCCUACCCAUUAUUGUAGUCUUAUUCUGGAAUAUAGGAACAUAGAAAGCUUUAUGAUACAGAAAGUCAAGUCACUGAUCCAUCUCACUCUGAAGUGUUUUACACUGGCAAGAAGUGGUUCUCCACAUUUUCAGACUGGAAGAUGGUAUAGAUUGAACCUGGGGCUUUUUUGCAUUCAGUGCACACCCCUUCUGAGUUCUGUUGCAAUUGUCUUUCUAGCUUCAAACAACUUCAAAGGCAAAUCUGCAUUUAGUCCAGUGAGGCAUUGCCUGAUAUUGACCUUGUAGUCCUCUGUCUUCCUCUAGCAUUUGUUGUUCACUUCAAACAGAAGAAACAAACGUCUGAGCGGGCAAAGAACCUGUCAGAAGGACUUUUCAUAGACCGAUACUGAGUUAAUCAGUAUUUGUCAUUUGGGGAUUCAUUUAUGCUAGUAAGAAUUCCUGCAGUAAAUCACUUCACUUCACUUUCAGCAGAGUGUAUAUUUUUCAGUAUUUAUUUAUAUAAAUAUGUACAAAAUACUUUCCCCAUAUCCUUGAAGGAGCUUACAGAAUAUAACAUUCAAUGAAGGAGUUCACAAAAGAUAAACAAGUUGAGUGAAUACAACUUAAAAACAAGAUUAAAAUACAACAAUUAAAAUAUUGAAACAUUAAAAUAUUAAAAUGCAGUCUCAUCACAGGAGGAGAAAGGAAAAAGAAAAAAGAAAGAGGGGGAGGGAAUCAAAUUGGCUCCAAGCCAAAGGCCAGGCGGAACAACUCUGUCUUACAGGCCCUGUGGAAAGAAAUCAGAUCCUGCAGGGUCCUGGUCUCAUGAGGCAGAGUGUUCCACCGGGCUGGAGCCAGUGUUGAAAAGGCCCUGGCUCUGGUUGAAGCUAAUCUAACUUCCUUAGGGCCCAGGACCACUAGGGUGUUGCUAUUUAUGGACCUUGAGGCUCUCCGUGGGGCAUACCAGGAGAGGCGGUCCUGUAGGUACGAGGGUCCUAGGCCGUGCAGGGCUUUAAAGGUCAAAAGCAGCACCUUAAAUCUGACCCUGUACUCUACUGGGAGCCAGUGCAGUUUGAAAAGCACUGGGUGAAUAUGCUCCCAUGGCAGAGACCCCAUGAGGAGCCUCGCUGCAGCAUUGUGCACCCGCUGGAGUUUCUGGGACAGCUUCAAGGGCAGCCCUGCAUAGAGCGAAUUACAGUAGUCAAGCCUGGAGGCGAUGGUCGCAUGGAUCACUGUGGCCAGGUCGGGGCGGGAAAUAGUAAUUAAGGUUACUAUUCUAAAAAAGAGUUACUGGAGACUUAUUUCUGAAUAAACAAUCCACACAUAAUAAACAGAAUAGCUCAAGGUAAACUAAAAAAAGGUAGCCACUAUCUUGAAAACAGUUAUUUGCCAACUUGUAACAUAACAGGAGCUAGAGAGGGAGGAGGAUCAUUCAGCAAUAUAAAACAUAGUAGAUGGGUGGAAUGCAAUGCAUCUCUUUUUAAGAUGAAAGCCUGUUAAUGCUAUUAAAGGGUUUGCAAUGCUAAUUUUAUAAUGAAGAUACAGAUGUUUUUGAAUUCAAGAUUUUUCAAGAGUUUUGUAGUUUUGUCUGAUGUGUAACUUUGUCUUCACUUUGCUAGGCCCUAUUAUAUAUUUAUGCAGAGAACAGUUGUUUAACAACUACCAUCUAACAUUUGCUGCAACAUUGUUCCAGAAAGAAUUUGAAAUGUUGUUUUGUUUACAAUUCCUUUAAAAAGAAAAAGCUCAGGGCAGCUAUAUCGUGAACAUUCCACAUUGUACUUUUUGUUGUCCCUUUUCUGUGGAAUUGCUCUAAUAGCAGAGGACUGGGAGAGUAGCUUGGCCUUUGAUCAACCACUCUAAUGUGAAUGUGUCUACUCAGAAGUAAGCACCAUUAAGUUCAAUGGCACUUACAUCAAGGUAAGUGGGCUUGUAGCCCCAGGGAGGCUUGCCAGUGCCUUACACUUUAACAACCAAGCUUUUAAGUGGCCCUUAAAAAAACUUUUGUCCAUGAUUGUUUACCUAACCUACUCUGUCAAUCAGAAGAGUGUGUUUCCAUGCUAUAGGAAACUGAUGCUACUAUGCAGUACUGUUUACCUUGUUGCAGCCUAUAAAUAGCAGGAGAAACCCAAUAGCAUGCCUACUUACUGUGAGUAGGCUUGGAGAAAACAUAUGGAGUGCUAUUUAAAAUUAUCGUUCUGCAGUAUAGUUGCUUUUUGGCAAUAAAGAGGUAGGUGGAGAAGAGGCAAUUUGCAAGAAGGCAUAUAAACUUGGGGUGCUGUAUACUGUCUAAUAAAACUUGUAUAAUCUCUGUUCCGUUUUGUCUCUGCUUAUUAUUUGAAAUAUUACUGUUUAUAGUUUUAUGUAUAUAUCAAAGCUACUCUUACAAUGUGUCAAUGCUCCCAUCUGUAGGAAAUGAACAACAUUUCUGCUGCUGCAGAGUGCUAUAAAGAUGUCUUAAAACAAGACAACACCCAUGUGGAAGCCAUUGCAUGCAUUGGAAGUAAUCACUUUUAUUCUGACCAGCCGGAGAUAGCAUUGCGUUUUUACAGGUAGGAUGUGCAUGUACAUUUAUUCAAGUCUUAUGUCAGCUGAAAAGGAAAACUAAUGGCUGGUGUAGAUCUGGGGAUGGGGGCAUGGCCAACUAAAUGAUAUCUUUGCAAGAAUCCUAUUGUGAUAGCCCUAGAAGGAACCUGUGUAGAAUCUGUAGCCCUGUUUGUAUAAAGCAUCCCCGAUAGGUUUCUAUGCAACCUUUUCUCCAAAAUGUACUAGAAGAAUUAGUCCCUUAUUUCUGAGCUGCUCUUAUUAGUUCUACCUGCCUGUAGUAUACAGCCCAUUAAUUCACCACAUAUCCCCGAAGGCUGUGGCAAACAUUUGUGUUCCUUUUUCUGUUAAGUGUUCUGAAUGUUCUCAAUGUUAAAAUUGUUUUUCCUCUUAUCCGGAACAUAGAUUUUCUGCCUAAAUAAUGCACUUGAGUUCCUUUUCUGGGCUUUCCCCAGCAGUUUCUGUGAGCCAUUUGUAGCAAUUAUGACUCCACAGAACAAAGGGUGGCUUUGUUGUCUGAUGAAAGCUCUUUGGCAGAAAGAUGAGAUAUAAUUUUAAAUGGUAAAUAAAUAAAAUUUCAAAGAGGUGUGUGCUUGAGUGCUGGACAGAAUGAGCCUCCGCAGAAACCCAGAAACAAAGGGGAAUGCUUUUUUUACCCUUUACUUUCUAGAUAUUGCAAAGGUAUAUUUGGUAUUUGAAAAGUUAUGCCAUUAGAAAUGUUUUGGACCUGAUGAAAUGCCAGACUUUAUGACAACAGAAGUGCUUUCUGGGGUUGCAUUGUUUGACUGUUCUACUUAGAGGUGCUCCUCAUGGGAGAUGAUGAUGAUGGCUGAACAGUAUUUAGAAAAGUCCCAUCAAAUUGUUUUGCUUUUGGGAGAUAAGAGGGUUUGGGGGGGGGGGGAGAAAUACAUGAGUGCCAAAUAAUAAUUUCACCCAUUUUAAUAUAAAUUUUACAAUAGUGACACUCGAUCAUUUUAAGGCCAGCUUUCUAUAUUAGAAAGUGGGUGUUGAAGCUGCUGAGAAUGCUGAAUUUGACUCUUGACCAAGACAGAGGCCCUGUGGAUAGGCUAUUUCCUUGUCUGGGAAUUUGGGAAGCUGCCUCUUCUGGGUGGAGAUGAACUCCCUCUGAAGUAGCAGGUGUGUAAUCUGGGCAUGCUCCAAUACCCAUCACUGUCAGUAGAGGUACAGGUGGACUCCAUGCCAGCUGGGAAGAGUCCCAUAUUGCCGUUCUUUCUCACUAUCUUCUCUGAUGAAGUUUUUUCAGGAGGGUUGGCAAUAGUGUGGGAAGAACCGCUGGCUGUGUUUCUCCCGUGAGGUUUUGGUUUUCUGGUGUCGCUGAGUAGUGUGGAAAGAAAUCAUGCCACAGCAAAGGGUCAAAUUACUAUUUAUACCUUCUUUUUUCCUAAAAAUUAUGUGAGUAGUGUUCAUGCAAUAUAUAAGUUGCUUUCAUAAUCCAUACUACAAAAUAAAAACAUUUCUUUCCCCUCUUGAACUAGACGGCUCCUGCAGAUGGGUAUUUAUAACAGCCAGCUCUUCAACAACCUGGGCCUCUGUUGUUUCUAUGCCCAGCAGUAUGACAUGAUUCUCAGCUCCUUUGAACGUGCCCUCUCUCUUGCUGAAAGCGAGGAGGAGGCUGCAGAUGUGUGGUACAACUUGGGACAUGUAGCUGUGGUAAGAGCCAGUACUAGUUAAGAAUACUUCAUUGAAACAUUUGUAUGGGAAUAAUGAAACGUUAUCCUAGAAAGCUAUUUGCAAGUCAAUAACACUGCCCAGUUUCUUCUUGGAUUAGGGAUACAGACCUAGUUUUGAAGAUCGAAAGGAUGCAAGGAGGAGUGCUUUUGCUUUCUACAUAGCAGAAUCAAUGUGAACGUUGGGGAAGGCAGGAAAGGAAAUAGGAGGGAAUUGCAGCAGAAAUAGAUAAAGGCACUGCAGAAGGCUGCUUAAAGCUGUCCUUUGCUCUUAAAAGUCCCCCAGCCCAAGCCAUAUCAAAGUAUUUCUGGACAAGCUUUUGUUCCUCUGUGGCAAAACACCCUGCACGCACCUUUCAAGGGCACACUGUUUCCUAUGCUGCAAUCGUAGCAUUAAAAACUGCUCUGGUAUUAAAGCCUGGCUCUGAAUCAACCUAAUGCAGUACAAUGCUAUGCCAGAGUAACUUCAAAAGACUUCCUCUUUACGUUGUCCACAUCUCUGUGUAUUAACAGAUGUGCAAUAAUUGAUUGAGAUGCAUACACACCACACACAUAAAUCAGUGCCCUCUGCCAGUCGCUGGGAGCAAUUGUGGGAUUCAGCAGCAUACGGUCUGUAAGCCUAGAGUUUGCAUGUAGCCAAGGACCAGAGCUCAGCGGUAGUAAAAGUGUUUUGCAUUCAGAAUUUCCCUGGUUUAAAUCCUGAUAUCAGGGAUGAUGAGAGUUAUAGUCCAACCACAUCCUUACUCCUCCUCUAGAGCAUAACAAAAUGGUUAGUGGAAUAUGCCAGGCAUGAUGACGUAUGAGCUCAUAUGUGUAUACACACACCACCCCCUCACCAAGCAAGAUCUCUGUGGGGGAAGGAGGCUGGCUCAACUUGUGUCUGAGCAGGUUUUCUCACGUUGUGGUCUCCCAAGGAAAUAAGGGAAAAUAAAGUGGUUCGGGUACUGUUCCAGGUUCUAAGCAAUUUGAGCUACAUACAUAGUCCUUCUGUUGCUUCUGUUUCUUGGUUACGCUAAAGGGUGACAACGAUGGCACCUUUUUUUUUUUUUUUAAUUAUGUAUUUUUGGCUUUUCCUUCUCAGGGAAUAGGAGAUAUAAGCUUGGCUUAUCAGUGCUUCAAACUUACCUUGGCCAACAACAACGACCAUGCAGAAGCUUACAAUAACUUGGCUGUGCUGGAGAUGCAGAAAGGCCGCGUAGAGCAGGUUGGUAUUCUGCUCUAAAGGAAAACAGUAGCUUACAUAUUGUUUCAGGGUAGUUGUUGCUUGAGAUGAAUGAAGGGGUGAUUUCAUAUUCUGAUGUGUAAUCUCCAUUGUAAGAAGGAAGUGAGACACGGGCAACGUACACCCACCAGGAGCAACACCUCAAUGCCUUCCAUAUGCACUGUGUCAGAAAGAUUUGGGGCAUCAUAUGGCAGGACAGAGUCUCAAACAAAUAUGUACUCUCCCAAGCCCACAUGCCCAGCAUGUUCACACUUCUAUCUCAGUGACAUCUAUGCUGGCUUGUUUGUGUAUACAGAAUGGAAGAUGGCAGGAUCCCCAAGGAUUUGCUUUACGGGAAACUGGCUUCAGACACCAGGCUUGUUGGCAGACGAAUUCUGUGUCACAGAGAUGCCUGCAGAUACGACAUGAAGACUGGCAACAUUAACCCUGCUGUGUAGGAAUCCCUUGCAGACAAUCACAGGGCCUAGAGACAGACAGGUGGUUUAUCCACAGCAGUGACCAGAGGAGACAUGACUGCUGGGAGGAGCACAGAGAAGAAGAAGAAGAAGAAGAAGAAGAAGAAGAAGAGGAGUAGUUUGAAUUUGAUAUCCCGCUUUAUCACUACCCUAAGGAGUCUCAAAGCGGCUAACAAUCUCCUUUCCCUUCCUCCCCCACAACAAACACUCUGUGAGGUGAGUGGGGCUGAGAGACUUCAGAGAAGUGUGACUAGCCCAAGGUCACCCAGCAGCUGCAUGUGGAGGAGCAGGGAAUUGAACCCGGUUCACCAGAUUACAAGUCCACUGCUCUUAACCACUACACCAAAUGCCAUGGUUCCUCUGUAACAGUGAAACCGACGGCUUCAUUUGCCCCACCUGCAGUAAUGCAAUGUCUCUCACGUAUUGGUCACUACAACCACAGCAGGCUCUGUAACUCUCCAACAGUUUGACUUUACUCACAAUGGCGCACUGUUCCAUUGUUUCCUGAGACAGACAGAUGCAAAAUAAAAGUUCCAUUGUAAGAACCUGGCUGGAAACAAGCACAGGUUUAUCUACAGCAUUCUUGCAGCAUGCACUGUUUGAGAAUUCUAAAGCUAGGAAACAGAUCUGAAGACCGAGAUGAAAAGACCAUAAACACCACCCUGAAAAUGAGCAUUCAAAGUGGACUAUAUUUGUUGGUAGAGAGCAACAAUAGAAAUGCAGUGGGAUCUUGCACCAUUUGAUUGUUGCACUAACCCAGAAAUAGUACCUCGGGUUAAGAACUUUGCUUCAGGAUGAGUACAGAAAUUGCGUGGCAGCAGCGGGAGGCACCAUUAGCUAAAGUGGUUAAGAAAAGUUUCAGGUUCAGAACGGACCUCCAAAACGAAUUGAGUUCUUAACCCAAGGGACCACUGUAUCUGUCAUUACUCAAAUUGCAUGCACCUUUCUGAAAAUGUCAUCAAUAGAGUGUGCCUUCGACUUGCCAUUUGGUUGACUGUGAACAAGAUUGAUGAAUUUCUUAAUUGAAUAGUGAAAGUGUUUUGGGGGGGUUUAAAUUUUCAGCAGAUAAGCUACAGUACAACAUGCAGUCCUUAGAUCUCUGUUUCUAAGCAGCAAGUUGCUUUCAAGGCUACUAUAUAAAUAUUCUAGCAAUUGCCAUGGCAACAUUCAAAUGUACUCCUGCAUUCCUUGUAGUGAUAGAUGAAGAUCAGUUUUACAGAGCCAUAUUCAGUUGGCCUAUGCUUGGGCUUCAUUUGUAGCUUAAGGUAUGAUAACAGUGAAAGAAGAAGUGGCUUGUUGCAAGCUGUUUAAAAAACCAUUGUCACUUGAGUUCAAGAAACUUUCAGUGCAUUUGCAGUUCAUGUGCUUGAGGUUUACCUCCUGAAGCUUAGAAAUCACCACACUUUCCCCACUCAGCAACGACCUCUUCUUCAUAAUCAGGAGUGCCUCUAAGUCAAGGGUAGCUGGACUGCAGCAUACAAACAGCCUGCCAAGGGAUUUUGGGGUGGCUUGCAGACCUCCCCCCAAAAAAACAAUUUUCCAUGUUUAAUUACCUUCAUUGGGCUUUCACAAGUGCCCUUAGAUAAGUUUUGCUGCUUUUUAACUUAGUUGGGGCUUCUCAGAGCUAUUUUUUCUAGCAAAGGAGGUUCUGGAACUCACCAUGAACACCUCCCUUGUUCUCUUAGAAUGGCAAUGGUGCCCUCCUGAGAGGUGCCGGAACUGAGUCCUGGGGAUUUCCAGCUGAAGAAAAGCCCUGGGGCUUCUUAAAAAAACCCAAAUGUCUAAUCGAUUAUUUCCUGUUGCUGCUUCUAGGUGUGCUCUUAAUAGUGCUACUUUUUAAAAGCCCUUUCAAUUUACUUCUAUUAACUGCUGGUUGCAUUAUCCCUCCCACUGUGAUGCCUGCAGCAGCUGAUGAUUAAUGAUCGUUCCCGAGUGCUGCCAAAGGCAUCGAAGCAGGACAAACAGUGCAGCCAGCCAGCAAUUAAUAGAAGUGAAGUUAUAAUAGAAACAAUCGAGGGGAAUAAAAGUAUUGAAGUCAGCAUCACCUGUUAAUCUCAUUGGUAAGCAAAUUUGGGGAAAUUUUGGCGAGGGGAGGAGGGACUUUGAAGGAACCAUAAUAAAGAAAAAAACAUUUUUUAAAAAAUGCAAAUGAGUUGAGGAAGGGACUAAGGAAGUGAACAGACUGACUUUGGAUAGAAAGAAAAUUAAAGGUAUUCAUUUUCCAGAUCAGCCACACCUACUUUUCUAUCCCAGCCAUGCUCACUUUACCAUGCAGGCCUCAGAGGGUUGACUGUGAGUCAUUGUGGCUAAAACAAGGUUAGGUGCCUUGCUCUAAGUUAUUUCCAGACAUGUGUUUUCUAGGAAACAUGCAUACAGUGCACAUCCUUGCUGUUACCUUGAAUUAACUUCCCUCUUGCUGCUUAGAAACCAAAGUUGAUGUGAUUAGAAUCCUGAAGUAGCAGCUCUGUGACAGCAGUUAUUAAAAAACACAUAAAUCCAUCACCAAAUUCCACCCCAUGAUUGCUUGAUCCGUGGCUUUCAUAAAUUGUACUUCUGGUUUCUCAGAAGCAGAUCACAAUGCUGGCAAUUUCUUUGCCGCUUAGGCUGGGCAACUGAGUGCUGUGCGAAUUGGGGGUCAGACUGCAUAUAUGCACAGUGUAUCAUCCUUCAUGUCUUCCUGUGACAGUCUGUUUUUCCGUGAGCCUCCGGGAAACACUAAGAUAAGAAUUCUGCUGUCCAAGCACUUCAAAGGACAGAACAUUUGUCAAUUCUAAUCCUUCGCCAUCCUGCAAGAAUAAAGCUGGAGGGUGAGCAGAUAGGGAGGGGAACUGCACAUUUGCAGGGUUUGGGGGUAAUGCUAAUUUCAGAGUAGGCUGCAUGUGUGUGGGUGCAUAUAAUGUUUUAUAAAAUUAUAUAACAUUGCAUAACAUAUCUCCUGCUAACGCUGACAGUUGCUAAUGUUGUGGAAUGUUACAGCAGCCCCGCUUGAGAAAUGGGCAGUAGAUCAGUGGUAGAGAACUGUUUUGUAUGCUGAACGUCCCCGGUUCAUUCCCCAGCACCUCUAGGCAGGGUUGGAAAGACCUUUGUCUGAAACCAUGGGGACCUGCAGCCAAUCCAUGUACCUAAACUGAGCUAGAUGGACCCGUGUCUGAAACUGGAACCUUAAUUUCCCCUGUGGAUGAGAGGGUUAUGACAGAGAUCAGCUUAGAAAAUGUAUUUAAACUACAUCAGCAGAAGACCAGCGAAUGUAUUUUGGUUUAUGAAGGAUGCAAACCAUAAUAAAUCAAAGGAAAAUCAAAGUCACAUUAUAAAGAAAAGAGUCUUAGGGAUUGAGAAAUAUAGGGUACAAAGUAUGCAAGGGGAAAACUGGGAUACAAUGAUUUCAUGUGAAAAUAAAGUGUGCAAUAAAACUAUUUAAACGUCAGGUAAAGUGGUGGUUAUGCACAAGGAUUACAGUAUGCAAAAUUUAAAGAAACUACAACUUUGCCACCCAAACCCGACCAGCCCUCUAGUUGAAAUGCACUGUAUUCUGACUGUCCCAACUGCAUAACAAAUGAAAAGUAGGAAUAUCUUGCCCUAGACAAAUCUAUAGGUCAGUUGUGUGUCUGCUUUUUGUUCUUCAGGCAAGAGUGUUUCUGCAGACUGCUGCACGGAUAGCACCUCAUAUGUAUGAGCCACACUUCAAUUUUGCUGUACUGUCUGAUAAGGUAACGUCAUUGCUUUAUGCUUUCGUUCUCUCUCCAAUAGGCACAGGAAGUGUGCGGUCUUCUCUAGGUUAUCAAGGGAAGUUCUGUAUGAAAAUUGUAGUUUUGGGGAAGCAUUUUCAAACUUCCAGUGAUGGGUUUCACAAGUUGUUUUCUUAAAUGUACCUUGUGUUUUGUAGAUUGUUUGAAAGUUUUGUUAAUCCAGAGUACUUGGGCAAGCUCAUGUUGGGUGUGGAUAUGCUUGAGAUGUAUUGGUCCCAGGAAGUUUGGGACUCUAAAGCACUGCCAAUUGAGGCCAAAAACAAAUUGCAGAACACACAAAAAAUACGCAUUUCCUACAAAAGAGACACAAGACUUUGAUUCCUGAGUAUGCUAAAGAUAUCCAAUAUUAGAAGCAUUGGGGAAGGCAGUAGUAUUUUUUAUCACUGGUUUUUAUGGGCAUUUCAUUUCUACACGUUUUCCUCCUUCUUUGUAUAAAAGAUAAAAGAGUGGUGUUUUGAGAUCUGAUCUAUUGACUCAAGUCAGAACUCUUGGCAUUCUGAAACAGUCUCCUGUUGAAUGCAUUACUGCAAUCCAUGGAAAUAAAUGAGGGUGUGAGUGACUGGAGCCAAGUCAGGAUUGUGUCUUGGGAGUUGGAAUUUAUUAAAGAGACGGGUGUGUGAGCAACCUAGUAAAAAAGUGUAUUGAUGACAUGUUUGUGUCCUUCGGCCUGUGUGUCUUUUUUGCAGGCUGGAGAUAUCCAAAGAAGUUAUGCAGCCAGUCAGAAGUCAGAAGAAGCUUUUCCAGAGCACGUGGAUACGAAGCAACUAAUCAAACAGUUAAAACAGCACUUUGCCAGACUUCGGUGAAACACCUUUGUCCCUCAAAGCUACUGACUUGUGCAGUUUUGCAGAGUAGAUGAGUUAAUACUUGAAUCCUCAGAAUGUUAUUUAUAGUGAAGUAUUGUUUGUGCAGACUAGAGGCAGAGCUGUUUCCUUAAGCAGAAAGUGCUAGUCUGUUUCCUUCAAGGAAAUGUUUCCCCCUUUUAUUCACCAUCUGGUUAUAGUAGUGGUGCUCCACCAUUUUGAACAGUUAACAUGAGCUGUCAUGUUGCUUAGGUUGUUGCACCAGAGCAAGUCUAGCAUAUGAUCCUUUUUUAAAAAGAAGCAACCUAUUUGUACAAGGCACCCUAAAGGUUCGUCCUUGGGUCUCCAAUCCCUUAAGUCUAAACUGAUGCAUUCGGGUUCUAAAGAUCUGUCCGUGCCACCCUUUUCCACACAUUUCUGAUGAUUUGGGGGUCAAUGUAGGUCACACAGCAAGUGUAGCAGUUGGAGUCAUACCUGAACCAUCAGAUUGAGCUUACUUUGCAAAGGGAAAAAAUCCUGUUUUUAUGGGGUUCAACUCACAGUUCUGCAGCUUCUUUAGGAAAGGGAGCCAUUUCCAGACAGAUAAUCUGAUCAGCCAGUCACUUGUCGCUGGGAAAACAAACAGCCUCCGUCUGCAGAACAUUCAACAACGGAGGCCUGGGCAAGGAGGUGGGGCUGGAAAGGGAGCCAGCGAUUGACCACAAAUUCGCUCCAUAAGAUGCACAGACAUUUCCCCUUACUUUUUAGGAGGAAAAAAGUGUGUCUUAUGGAGCAAAAAAUACUUAUCCAUUACUUAUCCUCCUUCCAAAACUGUAACGUCCACUAAGAAGGUGAUGGAGAGGUAGCUAUUACUGCCAACCAAAGAGAUGUGAAAAGUCAGAAGAUACUGAGGUUAAAAAAUAAAUAAAUCUGUGCUGGUUUUGGAUAGUUGGUGCUUGCAAACGUUUGCUGGAUGCUGUGGUUUUUCCUUUUAGUAUAAAAAAGCAUUUUCUGGAAUGUCUCCUAGUAUUGUAUUCAGAGAAGUAUUGUUUUGCUUGUAACUCAAAAGGCAGCUGUCCCUUCAGUUGAGUGUAAUCAGAUUGAACUUGGCUAACCUUCCCAACCUCUUGCCUUCCAGAUGUUAGACUCAACCUACCAUCAACCUCACCCAGCAUGGCCAUUGGUCAGGGAUGAUGGGAGCUCUGGUCCAACAACAUCUGGAGGGCAGUAGGAUGGGGAAGGCUGAACUAGGCCAAACAUUUUUUAUGAUAUGCCGUGUCAUUUUUUUGUUCUUGUUAAAAAUUGGAAGAGUUAUUUCCAUUAAGCUUGUCCCAGAAAUGCUUUUUCAGAAGAAUCUGAUUAAGUCAGUAAGACUAAUAAAUUGGGAGAAGUAGCCCAAGCUAUAAUUUAGGGUAGCUUGUGAGUUUAAUCUUCUUCCACACAAGCCCCUUCAAAAUGAGCAGUUAUUACAUAAUACCAGCACUUCUAAGAUGGAAGAUUGUGUCUAUAGUUGGGAAACUAAUGAGGAAGAGGAAUCAUUAGCCAUUUUAAAAUGAACUUCGUUUUUUAAAAGUACAUGGUUUUUCACCUAAAGUUUAAAAGUAUCAACAGAAUAUGUGCAACUGUAGGCCAAUAUAUACGUAAUGCUUCCCGCUUAGAGAAAUUCAUCAUAUAGCUUAUCUUCCAAGCUAGGGUUGGUAUGUUAUGAAAGAAUAUCUCUUUACCAGUGCCAGUAAAUAAAAGACUGCCACCAGUUUCCCCCAUCAUUCCUUUCCAUAAUCCAGUUGGUCACUUUUCUGUCCCAACUGCUUAAGUAAUUUUGCCCCAUUCUAAUUGCAAGGAGUGCAGCAAUUUUAACUGUACCAGUUCAGUGGGAGAGGCAAUUCUUAUUCCUUUUAGGUUCAGCUUUACAGUAAAACAUGGAUAUGUGUUAAUGUUACUUCCAAUUUUUCACUGCAUUCCACCUUGAUUUAUUAUAUUUCAGGCAUUUAAACCUAAAUUGUCAUUUGUGAAGCUAUUAUGUAUAUUUAACUUUUAAUACUAUUUAUAAUAAAGCGCAGUCUAUAAUUUAUUAAGAGUCUGUUUUCUCUUUUCAAUGGGUCACAAACUCUGAAAAUUGAGGAAUGGCUUACAUUUUAGUCCCGUCCCCCCCAAGAAAAUAAUGUUGCAAACUGAACUUGCUCUUAGUUUGCAAAAACCACUUUUGUGUCCUGCUUAACCUUCAGUCAGUUCAUGUACAACUUUGUAGUCUGCAAACUUAAAUUUUUACAAGGUUUUGUUACAAAACACAUUACCUUUAUUUAAAGCAUAGUCAUUUGGAAAGGCUUGAGUUUUCAGGGGAACCUAGUUAGCUUUUGAAGUAAGUGAAAAAUGACAUCUCUGUCCUUAAGGGUCCCCAAAAAGGGAAUAAAUGAGAGAUUUUAAAAAAUAGUGGUUUUGCUGCAAUUGUAAUUAGCAUCUUGGAAUGAGUUUCUGAGAAGGAGUCAGCUAACUUGAAUCCGCUUCCUUUCAAUCCAAUAUAGAUAUUAACAUUUUGGAAUAUAGAAGUACAAAGUUGGGUCAAUUAAAUUGUGUAGCGCUUUAACAAACAUCAGCUUGAAGCCACUAAUAAUCAGUCUGGCUAGCUAGCUGCAUGCUGGAUUUGUUUGCCUAAUAAGCUAGUUGCUGCUUGCUCUUUUUACCCUUUCCUUCCCUUAAGCAAGGGGAUGCCAAUAUUUGCAGAGAGCUGGAUGCAUACUAAUUAAAGCCAAUGUGGAAAUGAGAACACAGCAGCACUACCACAGGAACAGCAGAUCCUCAUACCAGGCAGUUAGUCAUGGAAGGAUGUCUUGGUUUUCCUUUAAUUUGCAUGAGCACCAAUAAGCAGGCGAAUCGACUGGCCCUGGAGCAAGCUGCCUUUAGUUAAUUUGGUAUGACAUGGCAUAACACAAAGCUUCAGAAAUGGUAUCCAUCUCUCUGAGAGAAUUCUGUUCAGACGAUGUGACCUCUUCAUACAGUUGCAGUAUCCCUAGAACACAGCAGUGCUUUGUACAUUUCCUAUUUUAAUUUGUAGCUCAAGAGGAACGGUGUUUCGCCUGUAUCUUACAAGCUACUGCUGAGUAAAUUGUCAUAAAAUUAUUUAAUUGAUCUCUUCCUGUGAGGCAUCCCCAAAGCAAUUUACAAUACAGAUGCCCACCUACUUAUAUUCAUGUGUGAUUGCAUAUACGUGCGGUGCUGGGAAAUAAAUGAAUAGAUAGAUAAAAACCAGGAAAUGGCAAGGGAGAGUUGGAGAGUCCUUGUGGCUCAUAAGGAGACCUUCCCUGGACCCUGAAGAGGACUUCAGCGAGAGUGGAGGAAGCCCCAAAGAGACAAUAGAUGCCGCAUAGUUCUGUUUAGGCUGCUCAGCCUCCCUGCCUAGUAGCUGACACGUGUGGUAGCGCAGCAGCUGGCGAUUUUCCAGCCAAUCCCAGAGCUUCAACGCAAGUGUGGAGAGAGAGAGAGCAGGAAAAAACACAUGCUUAGAGUGUGCUCCCCACUUGCACGAUUUUCACUUAUGUGCACGGAAGCCUGGGACAUAACUCCCACAUAAGUGGGGGGGACGACACCUGUUUAAUAAAAACAUAUAAAACAGAUCCAUAGAUAAAAGCAGUUAAAACAUAUAAAAGCAAUUUUUUAAAAAAGUUCAUAUGCACAUACAGAAAGAGAGAUUAAAGCAGCUCACACAAUAAAAUCAAUUCAAUGCUGAUACCAGCUGGAAUAAAGAAGGCUUACUGAAGGAGAAAUGUCUUUAGCAUAUGCUAAAAAGGCAUCUGUCUGAUAUAUAAUAGGAGGGAGUUCCAAAGGGUUGCGGGUGGCGCUGUGGUCUAAACCACUGAGCCUCUUGGGCUUGCUGAUCAGAAGGUUGGCAGUUUGAAUCUCCAUGACGGCGUGAGCUGCCGUUGCUCUGUCCCAGCUCCUGCCAACCUAGCAGUUUGAAAGCACAUCAAAGUGCAAGUAGAUAAAUAGGUUCCGCUGCGGCGGGAAGGUAAAGGGCGUUUCCUUGUGCUCUGGAUUCCGUCACGGUGUUCCAUUUGCCAGAAGCUGUUUAGUCAUGCUGGCCGCAUGACCUGGAAAGCUGUCUGUGGACAAACACCGACUCCCUCAGCCUGAAGCGAAAUGAGUGUCGCAACUCCAUAGUUGCCUUUGACUGGACUUAACCGUCCAGGAGUCCUUUACCUUUUUUUUGGGAGGAAGUUCCAAAGGGGAGGUGCUGCCACAUUAAAGGCCCAACUCUGACGUCAUGCCAGACCUCCUGGAUAGGGUAGUGUCUGCAGGAUGCCUUCUCGCAAAAUGCACUGAUCAAGUGCUGAUGUGUGGGCUUAUGUAUUGGAUGAGAUGAUCUUUUAGGUAUCCUGGUUCCAAAUGGUAUAGAGUAGGGUUUCCCAAACAUGGGUCUCCAGCUGUUUUUGAACUACAACUCGCAUCACCCCUAGAUAGCAGGACCAGUGGGUAGGGAUGCUGGGAACUCUAGUCCCCAAACAGCUGGAGACCCCAAUUUGCGAAACCCUGAAAUGAAGCUUUGGACACCAAUACCAGCACCUUGAACCGAGCCUGGUAGCUAAAUAAAGAAAAUCUAGUUCUCUUAAGUCUGUAGGGAAAAUUGCAAUUCCUAGAACUAAAGCUGUGUGGUUGCAUCUUGGUGAACCCCAAAUCUUACAGCUGGACAAAAGCCUCAAAAGAGGACCUAGCCUUGGCACCUGCAACUGUUUCAGGGACAGUCUUGUACAGUGGUACCUUGGGUUGAGUACUUAAUUUGUUCCGGAGGUCCGUACUUAACCUGAAACUGUUCUUAACCUGAAGCACCACUUUAGCUAAUGGGGCCUCCUGCUGCUGCCGUGCUGCCGGAGCACGAUUUCUGUUCGCACCCUGAAGCAAAGUUCUUAACCUGAAGCACUAUUUCUGGGUUAGCGGAGUCUGUAACCUGAAGCGCAUGUAACCUGAAGCGCAUGUAACCCGAGGUACCACUGUACUGAGAUAAGACUCUCAGCAGUCAAACACGUGCAACACACACACACACACACACACACACACACAAAAAUCCAGUUUGGAAAUAAGCCUAAAAGCCAAAACAAAAAACAUAAGAGGGGCAUGACAGCACUGCUUAAGAAAAGGGCUUCCGAGUAAGGGAACUUGGAAAACCUAGUAACGUUACUCCCCCACCACCACCACCACCACAAAACCACCCCAGACUAGAGCAGUCCUGCAGAACACAGACCAGACCUAUACUGGCAAAAGCAACAGCCUGGAUAAUGAAGCAGUAAGCAAAGCUGCUUUUCCAGCAGGUGGUCAGGGUAAAAGAGAGACCGAGUCCACUUACCCCAUUGUGUGACAUUUUUAUUAAACUGCAGGAAUUCUGAACGCUGCUGCUUCCCUGCAGGCAACUUGUUUUGUUCUUGAGGUUUGCAUCACAUAAUUUGUGCACUGAACUGUAUUCUACCCUUCGCUGUGUGUGUGUGUGUGUGUGUGUGUGUGUGUGAGAGAGAGAGAGAGAGAGAGAGAGAGAGAGAGAGAGAGGCGAAGCCAUUUUCGGUUUGCCUUUGAGCCAGUAUGUGCAUAGGAGUAGGAAAAUGAGGCAUGGAUGACAACCUCUUCAGUUCUCCCAGCUUCUGCUGUAAUGUGAAAAGUGGGACUUGUCUACUGUACUACUUUGCCUGGAGUGGAAUCACUGAGCUCCCAGAUUGACUCCUGCAGCUUUGAGGGAUCUCACAGUAAAUGAGUCCCAAAGUCCUACACAUCACAUUAAGAAGUGUGACUUUUAGGCUCCUACUUUAUCCAGCUCUAUUUAACACAGCUGCCGCUAAUGCCCAGUUACCCAUAUUGAACAUAUAUAAUGGCAGAAGUCCAGUUUUGCGCCUCUUAAUAAACAAGCAAUGAUUGCUUGAUUCUUGUUAGAAAUUGAAAGGUACUAUUCUGAGUGUACCAGAUUUAUUAAGGGCAGUCUUGAUUCCACAUGCAAGAGCAACGAAAGGAGACCAACUUCCUGAAAGUGUUAUAACUGGGGUGUAUAUACUGGGGUGUUAGGGGAGGAGGAGGAGUAGCUUUGGGGUAGACACAUAUUGCUCCUUCUGUUGUUGUUUUUUUACAAAGCUGCAAUUGAAAGAUUAUUUUUUUUAAAAAAAUGAUAUUUAUUAAAAUUUCAGAGG
Podarcis lilfordi (Lilford's wall lizard) is the source of this 36819-nucleotide messenger RNA. The record is from the annotation of a GenBank genome assembly. NCBI's taxonomy places the organism in Eukaryota, Metazoa, Chordata, Lepidosauria, Squamata, Lacertidae.